AUGCAUUAUGAGGAUUUUGAGGUGAUUACUGCCGAGAAUGGCGCCUCAUCACUAAGUUUUGAACUUGCUUGUGCCACGGCAAUGGAUCAUUACAUUCGGUGUACGGAACCACAUGACAAGCAGGAAACUGACAAGUAUAUGUCGCCGUGCUCAACUGGCCUUCGGGUUUACGAAGGUGCACGGGUACUUGCAGCUUUUGUUGCUAGGUUUGGAAGGGUAUUAUUGCCGUAUACAUUUGAGUAUGACACAUGUGGAUAUCCAAGUUCCUGGGUUGUUGAAUUGGGCUGUGGCUGUGGACUGGUUGGAUUUACGGCGGCUACGCUCUUUCCAGAAUUAUCCGUGGCAUUUACUGAUGCUUCAGUCGACUGUUUGAAUUUGAUUGGCGCGAGUGCAGAAAGAAAUGGUUUAACGCUCAUACAGAUUAAUGGUAAAGGUUUCAGCGGGGUCUUUGAGAACAACGAACAUCGUGUCCUAGUAGCGUAUCCAUUGGAAUGGUGUGAAGAUGAUACGGUUCGACUUAUUUCCACUAUAAGAAGAUUUUCCAAUUCCCCGAACCACGUAAAAACUGGAGAUAUUCGUAUGGUAUUGGGAUCUGAUUUAUUAUAUUACCGAGUGGACAUUAAGGCCCUUCUCACUACUUGCAAAUGUCUCUUGCAAUCAUCUGAAGAAACAGCUUCCAAGGAUCAGUGCAAUACCUCUUUGGCCCCGCGGUUAGCUAUUUUGGCACACUUUAUGCGUAUACCCGACGGAGACGCAAAGCUACAAAUGGUUGCUUACGAAUUAGGGUUCGGCAUUGUUCGUGUCCCACUUGAGGCAUUUGUUGACGCAGAUGUCAUAAAAAACCGUGGUUGGAACGGGAUUUCGGUUGUGCUGUUAUUUCUGCGUUCUCUACCACACACGGAUCUGCAUUGCUUGAAUAUAGGCAAUCUUUGUGAACAACACGAGGAAGAGGAUCUCGCUGAGGUCAAAAGGAUUUUUUCUGUGUGCCAUAUAUCGUUUCCGAGCGAGGCCUUAGUUUACUACUCAAAAAAAGCAUUGGGAAAUAACGCCGACGCCUUUGUGGAUUGUGAGAAGGGCUCUGAUCUUGAUAACCUCCCUUUUUUCUUUUGA
Messenger RNA from Trypanosoma cruzi, 1110 nucleotides. RefSeq lists its product as uncharacterized. The transcript has a single exon. Lineage: Eukaryota; Euglenozoa; Kinetoplastea; Trypanosomatida; Trypanosomatidae. The record is from RefSeq and is a predicted model, not a curated record. The coding region runs from base 1 to 1110 and encodes 369 amino acids. Gene Ontology annotation, molecular function: methyltransferase activity.